GCUGCCGCGGGAGCGCCGUGUGGCUCGCCGCUGCCGCUGCCGCUGCGCUCCGGCCGCUCGCCGCGGCCCUUGGAUGGGGGUGUCCAGCUGAGCCCCGCGAUCCGCCUCCCUCUGCCAGGACCCGCACAGAUAAACGAAUCCUGAACGUUGCAGUUUUCUGAUUGCUGUGCAAGGAUGGAGGCCCCACUGGUGAGUUUGGAUGAAGAAUUUGAGGACCUUCGGCCCUGCUGCUCGGAAGACCCCGAGGAGAAGCCCCGGUGUUUCUACGGCUCAUCUCCCCACCAUCUCGAGGACCCCUCCCUAUCUGAGCUGGAGAAUUUUUCUUCUGAAAUCAUCAGCUUCAAGUCCAUGGAGGACCUGGUGAAUGAAUUUGAUGAGAAGCUCAACGUCUGCUUUCGGAACUACAACGCCAAGACCGAGAACCUCGCUCCCGUGAAGAACCAGUUCCAGAUUCAAGAGGAAGAGGAGACCCUGCAGGAUGAGGAGGUUUGGGAUGCUCUGACAGACAAUUACAUCCCUUCACUCUCAGAAGACUGGAGGGACCCAAACAUGGAGGCUCUAAAUGGCAACAACUCUGACACCGAGAUCCAUGAGAAAGAAGAGGAAGAGUUCAAUGAGAAGAGUGAACACGAUUCUGGAAUCAAUGAGGAGCCUCUACUCACAGCAGAUCAGGUGAUUGAAGAGAUUGAAGAAAUGAUGCAGAAUUCCCCCGACCCUGAAGAGGAAGAGGAGGUCCUGGAAGAGGAGGAUGGGGGAGAAACCUCCUCCCAGGCGGACUCGGUCCUCCUGCAGGAGAUGCAGGCCUUGACCCAGACCUUCAACAACAACUGGUCCUAUGAAGGCCUGAGGCACAUGUCUGGGUCUGAGCUGAUGGAGCUCCUGGACCAAGUAGAAGGCGCCAUCCGAGACUUCUCGGAGGAGCUGGUGCAGCAGCUGGCCCGCCGGGACGAGCUAGAGUUCGAGAAGGAAGUGAAGAACUCCUUCAUCACGGUGCUCAUUGAGGUGCAGAACAAGCAGAAGGAGCAGCGAGAACUGAUGAAGAAGAGGCGGAAAGAGAAAGGGCUGAGCCUGCAGAGCAGCCGGAUAGACAAGGGAAGCCAGAUGCCUCUCAAGCGCUUCAGCAUGGAAGGCAUCUCCAACAUCCUGCAGAGUGGCAUCCGCCAGACUUUCGGCCCCUCGGGAAGUGACAAGCAGUACCUGAACACAGUCAUCCCUUACGAGAAGAAGGCCUCACCCCCAUCAGUGGAAGACCUCCAGAUGCUGACUAACAUUCUCUUUGCCAUGAAGGAGGAUAAUGAGAAGGUUCCCACUUUGCUGACGGACUACAUUUUAAAAGUGCUGUGCCCCACCUAACCCUGCCCUCGGGGGCAGCCUUGCUGCGGAGGUCACGGAGCAAGAGUCAUCCCACCGCAGGGACUGCAUGACACCACGUAGCCUCCGCCGUGUAUUUAAACGUGUAUAGCUUAACCUGGAUUAAACAUGAGCAAGCGCGCGGGGUCCUUUGCUGUUGGCUUCUAGUCCUAGUAACCAUUGGAUGCAUGACUGUCGGGCAGGGCUGGUGAUGUCGCCCCUUCUCCGCCCGUGUCGGAGGGAGGCAGAUGCUGUCAUCGCUCGUGAUGUAGUCUGGCUCCAGCCCUCAAAAACAGC
This is a messenger RNA of Budorcas taxicolor (takin), 1647 nucleotides long. It is a transcript of the gene FEZ1, whose product is annotated as fasciculation and elongation protein zeta 1. Gene Ontology annotation, cellular component: axon; cytoplasm. The record is from RefSeq and is a predicted model, not a curated record. Lineage: Eukaryota; Metazoa; Chordata; Mammalia; Artiodactyla; Bovidae. The coding region runs from base 175 to 1353 and encodes 392 amino acids. The transcript has 10 exons.